AUGAUUCCAAACAGACGCAAAAAGUCACGUUCGUCAAGAGAUAGGAGAGACCGAGCAGCUACUGAACCCGCACGAGCACAUCCGUCCAGGGAGCUAGCUAGUGAGCUAUCACCUGCACCGACGUCUAGUGGCUUUACCGAACGGUCUAAAAGUGAACUUGAACUCAAGUUUGUGAUUGAAAAAACGAGUCACCAGAGCACGAGUGAAUCAGCAAGUGUCCCAGUGAGUGAAGAAGCAAGUGAAGGGGAAACGAUGGAAGAAGUCUCUGCUGAACUUCAGCAACAGCUACAGGCACUGGGCAUUAACCCAUCGGAUGACGUUUUUCGCACAGGCACUGAAGAGUAUGAUCACAAUGGACUGAGCUCACCUAUUCCGCAAGAAGUACGCUUUAUGAACGCGGAGCUCCGACGCUGCCCCGUGGAAGAUGUUGGCAUGGUGCUUGCUAUCUUUUCUGGAUCUGGAGCAGUGUAUGAGUUUGUGCGAACGUUGCGAAAGUGCAUUUACGGAAAAGUUAAGCACGCUGUGCGGCUUCAGAUGACGCCAAAUGGCACUUUUGUGCGCACGCAGCUCGAGGUGGCCAUUAAGGUCAUGAGCAAGGUUAUUAUAGAGGAGGGAAAUCUACAAGAAAAUCCGCUUGUCGAGCUUGCGGCUCAGCAGUAUCUGUCGAUACCUGGCCACGAAAAUGUGCUUACACUGCUUGAGUGUUUGCACGACGCGGACUUCAUCUAUGCCGUACUUCCAUUUUGUAAUGGUGGUGAAUUGUUUUCCGUGGUGGAGAGUGGUGGUGCCAUGAAAGAAUCUGAAUGUCGCCACUGGUUUACCCAAGUUCUGGCAGGUCUGUCUUACUUGCAAAGUCGCUACAUUUGCCAUCGUGACAUGUCCUUAGAAAACGUGCUGCUAGAUGGUGAUACUUCGAAGAUUAUCGACUUUGGCCUGACCAUUGGCAUUCCCGUCGAUUCACAUGGCAUGACAUAUUCACUGCCGCCUGCUGGUGCUGUUGGCAAAAUCUUUUACAUGCCUCCCGAGAUUUACCGUAACCAGGUUCCUUUCAACGGAUUCUCAGCGGAUAUUUGGUCAACGGGCGUCAUGCUUUUUAUCAUGGUAACGGGCGCCCCACCAUUCGAGCGGCCAGACGACGCAGACCCGCGGUUUCAGAUGAUUGCGCAGGGCCUCAUGGGUGACAUGUUAGACUCGUGGGGCAUGGACAGUGUUUCUGCGAGCGUGCGUGAUCUAAUGUCGAAAAUGCUUAUCGUGGACGACCCGUCGCGACGCCUAACUGUAGAGCAGAUCGCACAGCACCCGUGGAUUCAGGGUGGAUAG
Messenger RNA from Peronospora belbahrii, 1320 nucleotides. NCBI's taxonomy places the organism in Eukaryota, Oomycota, Peronosporomycetes, Peronosporales, Peronosporaceae. The record is from the annotation of a GenBank genome assembly.